Pundamilia nyererei is the source of this 4259-nucleotide messenger RNA. Its product is annotated as filamin-A-interacting protein 1-like. Bases 194 to 3922 code for a protein of 1242 amino acids. The record is from RefSeq and is a predicted model, not a curated record. The transcript is spliced from 6 exons. Lineage: Eukaryota; Metazoa; Chordata; Actinopteri; Cichliformes; Cichlidae.
ACGACCUAAAAGAAGAGAGGCAGGGAGAGAGUGAGAGAGCAGGGAAGCAGACACCACCAGUGGACCACACAAGCCCGAGGAUACGAGUGGACUCUGUAUUUCCUUCUUGCCUUUUAUUAUUUUUGAUUCUAGGAUUACUUGCUGUGUUUACUAACUGGUUAAACAUUCUGGAAACAUCAGAGCGGCAGGUAGGAUGAGAUCCAAAAGCAGUGGGGUGGACAACCCAGCCAAUGGGGUACUUGGAGUUCCACAGGGUGACCAAGAACAGGAAGUGAGCCUGCCUGUGAAGACCCUGAAGGCCAAAGUCCAGCAGAAAGAUGGUGAGGAAACAGUGGAGGUCGAGGUGAUCUCUGACAAAGACAAACCGUUGGAUUCCUCCAAGGCUGGAGAUAAAAGACAGAACAUCCUGGAUCUGUCUAAAGAGGAUUUGCUGACACUGUUGGGAAUCAUGGAAGGAGAGAUUCAGGCCAGAGAGGAUGUUAUCUGCAUGCUGAAGUCCAAACACAGUUCCCCAGAAGCCCUUGAGUCACAGUAUGGCUCUGCGGUCCCUGGCUCGGCCCUCCAGGCCCUUCAGAGAGACGGCGUCAUCACAGGCACCAAACCACACAACCACAGUGUCUACCAGAAACCGAUGACUGAGGAGGUUGUUGCUACAAAACACUCGGCAUGUUGCACCACAGCAACUGGAAUUUUUGUUUCUGUGUGUGCGUGUUCGUCUUUGCCGUCUCAGCUCGAGCGUCUGCAGGAGAAGCACAAGGAGACGUACCGGCGGAUGCUGGGUCAGCUGCUAUUCGCAGAAAAGUGCCACCGGCGAACGAUCCACGAGCUGGACACAGAGAAGAGGAAGCACGCCGACUACAUGAACAAGAGCGACGACUUCACCAACCUCCUGGAGCAGGAGAGAGAAAGACUGAAGAAGUUGCUUGAGAACGAGAAAGCCUACCAGCUCAGGAAGGAGAACGAACACGCCAAACGUCUGACCAAGGUGCGAGAGGAGCUGGUCAAGCUGAAGUCUUUCACCCUGAUGUUGGUCAAUGAGCGGCAGCAGCACCUGGAACAAAUAGACCAGCAGAGCCAGCGGGUCCAGGAGCUCAGCCAGCAGCUGCAGCAGCGUGAGCAGGCUCUAAGUGAAGCCAGGCAGCGUGCUCAGGAAGAUGGACACAGGGUGCUGAGCCUCGAGGCCGAGCUUAAAGAGAAAGCCGACAAGCUCAAGCAACAACACGAAGAGAUGAGUGCCAAGCUAGCCGGUCAGGAGCUUCUCAACCGUCAACUAAAUACAAAACUUUCAGGCCUCACAAAUGAGGUUGCGGAGCUACAGGAAAGCAACAGAGCACUGAGGAGAUCUGAGGAGGAACUGCAUGAGCUAAGGGAGAAGAUCAGCAGGGGGGAGUGUGACAACUCAAACCUGAUUGCUGAAUUAGAGAACUUGAGAAAACGAGUGCUGGAGAUGGAAGGAAAGGAUGAGGAGAUUACUAAAACAGAAAACCAGUGUAAGGAGCUACGGAAGAGGCUACAAGAGGAGGACAAUAAGAGUAAAGACCUCAGACUGGAAGUGGAGAAGCUCCAAAAAAGAAUCAUGGCAUUGGAAAAACUCGAGGGAGCAUUUAGCGUUAGCAAAGCCGAGUGUGCACAGUUACACGGUGCUCUAGAAAAAGAGAAGGGCCUGACCAAAGAGCUUUCAGACGAAGUUGUGGCUCUCAAGAUUCGUAUGAAAGAGCUCGAGUCAUCUGAGAUAAAGCUGGAAAAGUCUGAGCUGAGCCUUAAGGAUGACCUCAGUAAGCUUAAAUCACUGACCGUCGCAUUGAUGGAAGAACGAAAGACCCUGAUGGAAACAGUGAAGUCAUGUGAGGAGAAAAAGGACGAUUUAAGCAACCUGGUCAAAGCUGAGCAGAAUAAAGUUAUGGAAGUGACAGAGAAGCUGAUAGAAGAAAGCAAAAAGCUCCUAAAAUUGAAAUCAGAGAUGGAAACCAAAAUAGAGACUUUAACGAAUGAAAAGGGCGAGCUUAACACUAAGCUAGCUUAUGAAAUUGAUAAAACUAAGGACCUUAGCUCUAAAGUCAACCAAAUGAAAAAGAAGUUAGAUGGAUUUGAGCAAGCAGAAAAACUUUCUGGAAAGAAUUCAGUGAAAUGUGACAUGCAGAGAACAUCUGAGCCCAUCAUCAGAGACGACAACAAAGUUAAGGAGCUGACGUUUGAAAUUGAGCGCCUGAAAAACCGUCUCAAACAGCUCGAAGUGGUAGAGGGAGAUCUUCUCAAGACAGAGGAUCAGUACGACAUGUUGGAGAAAAAGUUCAUGAGUGAACAGGACAAAGCCAACAUUCUGUCCCAGCAGGUGGAGGAAAUGCGGACUCAGAUAGCACGGAAUAAAGCGAUCGAGAAAGGAGAGGAGGAAAGCCAGGAGGAAGAUCUGCGUCAACGUUGCAAGAGAGAGGAGGCCAGAACCAGGGAACUGCAAGGCGACGUGGUAGCGCUCAAGGAGAAGAUCCACGAACUCAUGCACAAAGAAGACCAGCUUUCUCAGCUCCAAGUGGACUUCUCCGUCCUGCAGCAGAGGUUCUUGGAAGAAGAAGAGAAAGCCAAGAACAUGAGCACUGAAGUUUUCCAUCUCACCAAAGAACUGGAGAUGGCUAAGCGUCAAAGUCGAGCGCUGCGACCCAGCUUGAAUGGGAGAAGAAUAGUGGACGUGGCGGUGACCUCCACUGGCGUGCAGACAGAAGCGUCGUCCUCCGAGCCAGCAGAGGAGGAUACCCCGGCUGGCUUUAUAAGAAAGUCUGUUCAAGAAGAGAACCACAUUAUGAACAACUUAAGACAGAAGUGCCUGAAGAAGCCAGCAGAGAAAGGCAGUGCUGUUGAGCGUUCACCUUCAUCUGGCAGUGAUUUAGGUAUCAAGAGAUCUUGGAUUCCCUGGAUGAGAAAAAAGGACAACAGCCCUCAAGAGACCCACCUGGAGAAGCCACUGCACAAUGGAGAGAGCUUCUCCUCUGAGCUGACCAUGCCCCAGAAGCCAGGUCAGCCUUUCCACAUCCGAGUGACACCAGAUCACCAAAACAACAUGGCAACUCUUGAAAUCAGAAGCCCGACUGCUGGGGACGUUUUCUCUAGUUCCGCUCCCCUCAGCCCCAAUCCAUCUCAACCCAAAUCCAGAAUCACCAUCAUUCCCACCGGCACUGCUCCGACCCAGCGGAGAAAGUCCCCCACUGUGUCUCAGGGCCCCGAAAGGGCCAAGUCUCCAGUCACUAUCACAGCUAUAUCUAGAGCCAAGUCUCCAGAAACCAGCCGAACCUCCUCCACUAACUCAGGAAGACCCUUGUCCCCUGUCUCCAUCAUGACAGUGAGCACAGCUGUAGCGUGCGAAACAUCUGCCUCCCCAGAACCUCAGGAGAUGACCAUGGGCCGAGCCGUGUUCAAGGUUACCCCCGAGAAGCAGAUGGUCCCAUCGCCUGUACGAAAGGGUCACGGCAACACGAGUAUCAUCACCACGACUGACGAUAGCAAGAUCCACAUUCAUCUAGGCAACAACAUCGCCCCAAAGAUGGUCGUCAGGCCGGUGGCUGCUGUCACAGAGAGCAAGGAAAUGACCUUAUCGACUGGGACAGUUUUGCGCUCGCCUCGUCAAAUCACCACCACUACUACCAGGAGCACGCAGAGCAAAGUGAUGAGCAGCAUUACAAUUUCUCCUGUUACGUCCUCCUCUUCCAGAACGACACAAGGCAUGACCGGGCAGGAUGCCCAGCCACCGCGCUCAGGGCUGACCCGCAUCCCAAUGUCCAAGAGCCUGAAAACGGGAAAGGCUGCGCUGGGAUCCCUGGGGGUCUCCGGUGGAGUGAAACUGGAGUCGCGGGCUGAGAGUCAGUCUAUGAGGAUAGAAGUUAAGAAAUCCAGCGUGAAUAGCAGUACUUUACAGAAUGGAGGAAAAGCCUGAGAGACACAGUACCAAACGUAUCUACAUGGUGCUUCAGAGAGAUUCAUAGUAAAAGCUGUGGUGUUUGAGUACAACUCAACUAUAGUUUACAAGGCAUUUCUUUAUUAUUAUUAUUAAGCAGGAGACUGAUUUUAUACUUUUUAUAAGGUAUUUUCUACUUCUUUACUUCUUAUUUGCAUUUCUGCCAUUUAGACUGAAACAUCCAUGAUUUGUUUUGUUGUUUUUUACAGUGUGUUGUGAUGGGCAUUUGGGUAAGACUCUGCUGCUAUCAAUGGCUUCUUUCUUGGGGUGGAUAUUUAAUCUAUAAUGAGUUUAUUUGUUUUAUAUUAGACACAAA